CCUGAGGGGCUACCGACCAGUCCAGUCCAGUCGUCUCCCCCAUCUCCGCUCCACCCCAAUUUUCGACCCGUCUCGCCCCUUUGCCCCCCGGUCUCCCCGCCGCCUGCGCGAGGCGAUCGCCGGCGCAGGAUGGCGGCGGCUGCUGCAGCGGCGCCGGUGGGCGCAGCGCCCAGGGUGGGGCUGCUGUACGACGAUAGGAUGUGCGCGCACGCCACGCCUGACGGGGAGAAGCACCCGGAGAACCCCGAGCGGCUGCGCGCGAUCCGGCGCAAGCUCGACGCCGAGGGCGUCGCGUCCAGGUGCGUGGACAUGAAGGCAAAGGAGGCCAAGGAAAAAUAUAUAGCCUCUGUCCAUACCCCAAAUCAUAUAAAACUGAUAAGGGAUAUCAGCUCGAAGGAGUAUGAUUACCGUCGAAACAAGACUGCUAGGAAAUUCAAUUCCAUUUACUUCAACGAGGGCUCCUCAGAGUCUGCUUUCCUUGCAGCUGGUUCUGUCAUCGAGGUUGCUGAGAAGGUUGCGUCUGGUGAGUUGAGUUCUGCUAUCGCUCUAGUCAGACCUCCAGGCCACCAUGCUGAACAUAAUGAGCCAAUGGGAUUUUGUCUCUUCAACAACGUGGCUAUUGCUGCAAAUUAUCUCUUAAAUGAGAGGCCUGACCUAGGUAUCAACAAGAUAUUAAUCGUCGAUUGGGAUGUUCAUCAUGGAAAUGGCACACAGAAGAUGUUUUAUAGUGACCCUCGUGUAUUGUUCUUUUCAGUGCACAGAUUUGAUUACGGAAGCUUCUACCCUUGUGAAGGGGAUGCAUCUCACUGUUUCAUUGGGGAAGGAGCUGGUGAAGGGUACAACAUUAAUGUGCCCUGGGAGCAUGGUAAAUGUAGUGAUGCAGAUUAUGUUGCUGCAUGGGACCAUGUACUGCUUCCUAUUGCAGAAGCAUUUGAUCCUGAUAUAAUAUUACUGUCUGCUGGGUUUGACGCAGCAAUGGGUGAUCCUCUUGGUGGUUGCUGCAUCACUCCAGAUGGAUAUGCACUGCUACUAACAAAGCUGUUAGGUUUUGCAAAAGGAAGGAUUGUGAUGGCUCUUGAAGGAGGUUAUAACCUCAAGUCCAUAGCAAACUCAGUUUGUGCUUGCACAAAAGUUUUGUUGGGAGAUAACUUCACAUAUAACUCUCCACGGAUGCAACCAUUUGAAUCUACAUGGAGAGUCAUACAAAUGGUACGUGAUGAAUUAAAGGCAUACUGGCCUGUUUUGAGCAGUAAGCUUCCGGAUAAUGUACCUUUGAGGAGUGCACCAUCGUAUAUCGAGCCAUACGCAUCCUCUGGUUCUGAGUCUGAUGUUGAAGAUGUUAGUGAGCUUCCUGAUGCUAUUUCAUCUGUCAAUGUUACUCAAGUUGUUGAUGAUGUUUUAAGUGAACACAUCACAAUGUUGAAACUUGACGAAGAUAACCUUGCGACGAAGAACACCUCAAGUGAUUCAGUUCAAGCCCAAGACGACGGACCUGUUGUGGCGGCUACAAGAAUAUAUGAUCUACUAUUUACUUGGAGAUCAGCAUUGUCAAAAGUUUAUGUUUGGUAUGCCAGCUUUGGUUCAAACAUGUGGAAACCAAGGUUCUUGUGCUACAUUGAAGGGGGGAAGGUUGAUGGUAUGAGUAUAUCAUGCUUUGGUUCACAUGACACAAGCCCACCAAGAGGUACCAUGUGGAAGACUGUGCCUCAUAGAUUGUUUUUUGGGAGAUCUUCUACCCCUUGCUGGGGUACCGGUGGUGUUGCUUUCCUCAACCCUGAGAUAAACUACAAUGAUGAGUCAUAUGUCUGCAUGUACAAAAUAACGCUUGAGCAGUUCAAUGAUGUAUUGUUUCAAGAGAACAGGUUAGUGAAGGAUAACAGCGAAGAUGGAAAACUUGAGUCUCCCAGCUCUCCUUUGAUUGGCUUGUCCGAAAUAGAGUCUGUCUCUUCAAACAAAGCUCUUCAUCUCGAACCUAUCAAGGAUAGCUGGUACUCCAAUGUACUUCACCUUGGAGAGGAGGACGGCCUUCCAAUCUUAACUAUGACAUGCCCCUCAACAGCUGUUGCGCAGCACAAAUCCGGUGAGCUGCCAUUAGCUCCUCCAUCUGAGACCUACUCAGCCACUCUGAUCAAGGGACUCGUGGAAGGGAAGCAGCUGGACACCCACGAGGCUGCCAACUACAUCUCCGCUGCUGCCGCAAGAAGCCUGUGAACUUGUGGAGGCUGCUUCACCGUGUGUUCUGUACAGCCAGUGGGAAGGAAGGAAUGAAGGGAUUGUGCUUAGUAGGCAUGUAAAAAUGUAGUUUGAUUCGGAACCAGGGGAGCCGUAGAGGCCUCAUUUUGUGCCACCAUUGGAUCUGACUAUGUUCAUCAGUAGGAUCGUUUGGAGUUUGCGCUGGUUUGACGACUACUCAGAAUAUUAAAUGUAUGAACUAGUUUGAGUAGCACAGAACCCAACUUGGGACUGAGUUGCCCCUGCA
Triticum urartu is the source of this 2479-nucleotide messenger RNA. Its product is annotated as histone deacetylase 5. Lineage: Eukaryota; Viridiplantae; Streptophyta; Magnoliopsida; Poales; Poaceae. Gene Ontology annotation, cellular component: cytoplasm; histone deacetylase complex. Gene Ontology annotation, molecular function: histone deacetylase activity. The record is from RefSeq and is a predicted model, not a curated record. Gene Ontology annotation, biological process: epigenetic regulation of gene expression.